Messenger RNA from Syzygium oleosum, 6407 nucleotides. Its product is annotated as putative disease resistance protein At3g14460. NCBI's taxonomy places the organism in Eukaryota, Viridiplantae, Streptophyta, Magnoliopsida, Myrtales, Myrtaceae. The record is from RefSeq and is a predicted model, not a curated record. Gene Ontology annotation, molecular function: ADP binding. The coding region runs from base 94 to 4209 and encodes 1371 amino acids. Gene Ontology annotation, biological process: defense response to other organism. The transcript has 8 exons.
CUCGUCCGAAUCUAGUGCUUACUGGAUUGCUAUCGUUGAUCUCAUCCUAUUCACCGAUCUACUUCAGGAAGUUGACUCAGAAAAGAUUCACCCAUGGCCAUUGGGGAGAUCCUUUUGAGUGCCUUCCUUCAGGUCCUGUUCGAGAAGUUGGCUUCUCUGGGAUUGGACUAUGUGCAAAGGGAAGGAGCACCGCCCUUCUCUGAAAUUAGCAUCGACCUGCUCAAUAAGUGGAAGAAGAAGCUGGUUACAAUAAAUGCAGUGCUGGAUGAUGCAGAUGACAAGCAACUGAGUGGUAAAGGUCCAGUGAAGCUAUGGUUGGACGAUGUUAGGGACUUGGCCUACGACAUGGAAAACUUGCUUGAUGAGUUCGCGAUUGAAGCCACCCAAGCCAAGUGGGAGGCAGAAUCCAACACAAGUAAAGGUCCGGUGAAAUGGAAGUUCCCUUUCACUAGCCGAAAUAAAUCCUCCAUAUCGAACCCAAACCCAUGCUUGCUCGUGUCUGAAAUUGAGGUACAAAAGAUCACUGAUAGGUUGGAAGAGAUCGUCACUAGGAAGGCUCAUCUAGGUUUGAUAGAGAAUGCUGUUAACAAAUCUAACUUUAUUGACAAAAGGCUCCCUAGCAGUUCUCUGCCAGAGCCUCGAUUUUUCGGCAGGGAGAAGGAAGAAGCAGAAUUACUUGAACUAUUGACUGGUGAAGCCGAAAAUGCCAAUACCACGUUGAGCGUAGUCCCCAUAGUUGGGAUGGGUGGCAUUGGAAAGACGGCCUUAGCUCAACGAUUGUAUAAUGAUUCCAGAGUGAAUAGCUGUUUCGAGAGGACAGCAUGGGUUUGUGUUUCAGAUGUUUUUAAUGUUCUCGACAUAAUAAAGACUAUUUUGCGGUCGAUCAUCGAGUUGUCCAACGAGAGUGAAGAUCUUAAUAGGCUUCAAGUUAAGUUGAAGGACAAUCUACCGGGGAAAAAGUUUCUUGUGGUUUUAGACGAUGUUUGGAAUGAAAACUACUUAGAAUGGACUGCGCUCUUAAAGCCAUUUGAAGCGGGGGCCAAGGGAAGCAAGAUAAUCGUCACGACUCGCAAUCGUACUGUUGUUUCCAUAGCCGGAGCUUCGUCGUAUACUUUGAAGGAGUUGUCCCUUGAUAAUUGUACAAGCUUAUUAGCCUUUCAUGCUCUUAGAGAAACAAAUUUUGGGAGACAUCCGGAUCUUGAAAACUUAGGCAAGAAAAUAGCUGAAAAAUGUAAAGUUUCACCUUUGGCAGUGAAGGUAUUGGGCGGUCUCCUACGUGAUAAAGGGAAUCCCAAUCAAUGGGAAGCUAUCUUAAAUAACAAAAUGUGGGAUCUUCCAACGGGAGAAAAUGAUGAGGUUCUUCGAGUUUUGAAUUUGAGCUAUGCCCAUCUUCCUUCUUAUUUGAAGAGAUGUUUUGUUUAUUGUGCGAUAUUUCCAAAGGAUUACGAAAUUGAAAGGGAUGAGCUAGUAUUGUUAUGGAUAUCAGAGGGCUUUUUAGAUGGACAAAGAGCAAAUGAGAAUAUCUUGAAAUGGGGACGGACUCACUUCAAUGAGUUAGUAUCUAGAUCAUUUAUUCAGCAAUCAAGUGUCAACACAUCUAAGUUUUCAAUGCAUGAUCUUUUGAAUGAUCUUGCAAAGUCAAUUGCAGAUGGGACAUGCUUUAACUUUGAGUCUCAGCUGGUAGGUAAUGAAGAUGAUGCAUCUCUUGAGAAAGCUCGUUAUGCAUCAUUCACCUCGUUCCGGUGUCUUCCAUCAAAAUGUAUGAGAGCAUGUCACCGAAUGAAGGUACUAAGAAGUUUAAUGUUCUUGAGUGAUAGAUCUAAUUGGGAUAACAAAUUUCACGUUUCUAACAAAGUACUACUUGACUUGCUGACAAAAUUGAAGUACUUGAGGAGCUUCUCAUUAUGUCAUUGUUUCAUCAUAGAGGUACCGAAUUGUGUUGGUGAUUUAAAACAUCUUCGAUAUCUCAAUUUCUCGUACACUGAUAUCGAAAGGCUACCUGAGUCAAUUGACGGCUUGUGCAAAUUACAAGCUUUGAUCUUAAGAGGUUGUCAAAAGCUUUCUAUGUUGCCUCAAGGAAUCACAAAAUUGGUCAGCUUACAGUUUCUUGACAUUAGAGAUACAGGGAGUCUAAAAGGGAUGCCAUUGAGUAUCGGUAAUUUAAAGAAUCUUAUAAUCUUGUCCAAGUUUGUGGUAGGACCAAGCAAAGGGUCACAGUUAAAGGAGCUAAAGAACUUGUCACAUCUUCAAGGAGAAUUGUUCAUAUCAGAAUUGCAAAAGGUGGAAGGAGUUAGAGAUGCGGUUGAUGCUAAUUUAAUUGGAAAGCGAGGCCUUAGCAGCUUAUUCUUGCAUUGGGGUGAAAAUUUUGGAAAUUUGCGGAAUGGAAAGUGCGAAGCACUGGUGCUUCGCUCUCUACGACCUCACACUAAUCUUGAAAAUCUCACCAUCUCGUAUUAUGGCGGUGCAAUAUUCCCCUCAUGGUUAGAUGAUCCAUCCUAUUCUAAUAUAGUGUCUUUGUGCUUGCGGGGCUGUCCUAAUGUUACAUCACUGCCCUCACUUGGACAACUACCUUCACUAAGAGAAUUAUCUGUUGAAAGUCUACAUAUAGUAAGCAUGAUUGGCUCUGAAUUUUAUGGCAGUAAAAGGCCAUUUUCAUCCUUAAGAACUUUGAAGUUUGAAGAGAUGUUGGCAUGGAAGGAUUGGUAUGUUGGAAGCCUAGAAGAAGAAGUCCCAUUCUCUUGUCUUCAGUAUCUUGUGGUUCGGAGUUGUCCUUCAUUGGUUGGGACAUUGCCUUGUCAACUUGAUCAUCUCAUAAGGCUUGAAAUCUAUUCAUGCCCACAUUUGAAUAACUCGACCAGUGUGAUUUCUCUUCCAUCUCUCCGUGAGUUAUAUAUUGAGGAUUGUAAAAAGGAGAUCUUAGAGAGCUUGGUCAACCUAACUUCUUUAAUCAUUCUCAAAAUCGACAAUCUGACAGAGCUUGUUUGCUUUGAUAAUGGGUUUAUGAGCUGCCUGAUCAAGCUAAAGGAGCUCCAUAUAGGAAGGUGUGACAAGUUAACAUACUUGUGGCCAGAUGGAAAUGAAAUGCGAAAUCUUACUUGCCUCGAGGAUUUAGCCAUCAAAAGCUGUCCUCGAUUCACAUCUUUUGUGGCAGGAGAAGGAGAGAUAGAGUUGCCGUGCAACCUUGAAAGGAUAAAAUUGACAGACUGUAUGAGUUUAGAAAAUUUUCCAAGCAAGGUACACACAUUCAGACAUUUGAGCAUUGGGGAGUGUCCAAAACUCAAGGGACAAACUAUUCCUCUAGAUGACCAUAGUAGUAAUAGCUCGAUAUUUCAGCUUGAAUAUCUACGGAUAGUUAAUUGUGAUUCUCUGACAUCCUUUCCGUUUGUCAAGGAUAAACUUACUGUUCUGAAGACACUAACUAUUUACAAGUGCAAGGGAGUGAAGUCGCUGGAAGAGAUCACUGUAGAAUCCCUCAAGCUUAUGUCUAUUAAUGACUGUGAGAAUUUGAUAAGCCUUCCACAGUGCCUUCACACGCUCUUCCAUCUCACUUGUUUGGAAAUAAGGCACUGUCCAGCAUUGGAGAUACUCCCUCCCCUUCCCAUCACCCUAUCAAUUUUCGAACUUGUGGGUUGUCCGAAGCUAAAGUCUCUACCAAAUCAGUGGCAUCAUCUUACCUCCCUCCAGGAGCUAGACAUUUGGGAAUGCCAAAAUAUCAAAUGCUUGCCCAAAGGAGGUUUGCCCCCCAAUUUGCGGAGCCUUGUAAUUUGGAAUUGCGAGAAUCUGAAGCAGCCAGUGAGAGAAUGGGGCUUACCCUUCCUCCCAUUCCUCGAGACACUGGGAAUUGACUUGAGCAUGGGAGGGGAGGCAGAGAAGGUGCGGUUUCCUUCGGAGGAGGAUGAGGACGACGAGGAUGCGUGGAGUCUUCUCUUUCCUUCCUCUCUAAUCAUUUUUGGGAUAUUUAAUUUGAGGGAGGCGGAAAGACUAUCAAACGGUCUUCGCAACCAUCUCUCCUCUCUCAAAGUGUUAGGGAUUAUCAAUUGCCCCAAGUUGAGGGACUUGCCAGAGGAUGGCCUCCCUCCCUCCCUCCAGCAAUUGCGCAUAGGUGGAUGCGAGAAUCUGAAAGAUGGAUGCUCAAAACUCACUGGCCACUAUUGGCCCCUCAUCCAAGACAUCCCGAGCAUCGAGAUUGAGGGCGUUCGGAUCCAGUGAAUUGAUUCGUCCAUGUACAAUAUCUUUGUGAUCUGCAUUGGCAAAAUCUCUUGGAAGGAUCACUUGCGAACGCUGUUGAGAUUGUUUGCUGUUGUGGAUGACAUCUUCUGCUUGUUUCAAGGACAUAUAGAGAAUGUUGUUCUUCUUAAGCAGCAGUAUGGAUUGAGCAAGACCGCCAAUGAGGUCAUCAUCGUCACAGAAGCUUAUAGAACUCUGAGGGAUCGGGGGCCUUACCCUGCUGAUCAAGUCGUGAGACAUAUCGCUGGAAAUUUUGCUUUUAUGACAUUCAACGGCUUUUCUAAAACCGCUUUCUGGAUGUUGAUGGAAGUGUUUCUUCUGGGCAAAUGAUUUUUUUUCGGUUCCUAUGAUUUGCUUUUUCCAUGUACAGUCAGUUUUCUAGGGUUUGGGUAAGUUUUUGUUUUUGAAGGCAUCUAUUUCGAUUUUGCUUCCUCAAUUCGAUGCUUAAUACAAACUGACUUUCCUCAUGGAGAGUUUUCACAUAAAUUUCCGAAAACCAGCUGCUGAAGGUGAACGAUUGACAUCUGUAGGACAAAAUGUUUACAGUGCUGCCUCUUGCUCUAUUGAUGAUCUACCUUCAACUUUGCUUGAUGCCCAAAAAGUUUGCUUAUUUUUGCACUUGACUGACCCACCAAACAAAUUGUGAAUGAAAAUGCACUAUGCUUUGCGUGAGAAUCACGAAAGAAUCAUAGCGUUCCACAAUCACAUUCCUCUGCAUUUUUAGCAUUUGUUGUAUGUUUUCUUUCAACAUCUUUCUCUUGUGCCCUAGCAAUUCACUGUGGUUGUUUUGCAGAUACCAUCGUGAUUUGUAUUGGAAAAAAUCUCUUGGAAGGAUCACUUGCAAAUGCUGUUGAGGUAGGGCUAAUGAUGUCAAAGUUAAGAGUCAUUUUUUGCAAUUAACAAAAUAGAAAAGAAGAGUUUAAUUUUAUUUGGUGGCACUGAUAUGUCCUAAUUUUUCUUCUGGUGAAUAUGAUCUAAAUCAGAAUAAUCUUUCCUAAAAUCUAAAAACAUGAUUAGUUAUGUGGAUGCUGUAAUAUGAUUGUGAAGAAAGGAGGUGUUAGUUUUUUUUCAAAAUGGUUUUCUUUAUCAUCGAGACCUUCAUUUGUUGAUGAUGAUCCUUCAUGGUAUUAACCAGUCGAUCUGGGAUAAAAUUCUAGGGCAGCUCAUGGCUCCAACCUUUCAAUACAACUCCAAUUCAUGACAACAUUGAUAUUCCAUAAAUCACCUUCCGUUUGGGUCUUGAUCUCUGGUGGGUUAGGAACUAUUACUAAUGGCUUGCUAGAAAUUUUUAGCCAAUAUACUUAUGCUUGUUUGGUUGAGAUUGCGUUAAUAUGCUACCUGCCUCUGUGUUUGCAUUGUCAGCAGUGACCUCUGGGGCCAAUCUAUUCAAUUCUUUAAAGUAUCAGUAUGUUUACUCUACCGUGGAAUAUUAUUUCGUCAUACAUGAUGUCAGUUUAUCUAAAAAUACCUUCUUAUGUCGCAUUCUUCCUGCAGGGAGUUUCGGAACAAAAGCUUUGAGCCCACUUCCGUUCCUUUGGUGUAACAGGCAAUUUUUCACUUCAACCAAUGUGUAUCUUGUCUGAUACAUCUCCUUCCUCUUUGCGUAUGACAUCGUGAAGCUCUAUUAGAGGUGGUCAGAAAAGCAGAGUUGCAUUUGCCGAGAUAACUUUCAAGAAACCUCACAUAGAUUUGCUUGACGAGCCAUCCAAUCAUCUUGACUAGGAUGCGGUUGAGGCGCUCAUUCAAGGUCUGGUCUUGUUCCAAGGAGGAAAUUUGAUGUUUAGUCUCGAUAAGCAUCUAAUAUCUGGAAGAGUGGACGAGCUCUGGGUGGUUUCUCAAGGCAAGGAGACGCCUUUCCAUGGGAAUUUCCAGGAUCAUAAGAAGAUACUUCAGUUCUCGUUGAAUCAGGCGAGUUUAGUUCUUGCCAUCAGCCAAGAGUGGUUCGACAAUUAAAAACUGAGUCGGGAUUGCAGUCCUGGUAUAAUUUAUGACCCUUUACCCAUUUUAUCCUAGCAAUAGGUUCGUUUUUUGAGCCCCUGGAAGUUUCAUAGUCCAUCACCUUGAAGUCAGCUUUCCUGUACACAGUAAAAUGAUUUAAUUAUUUGCGAAAGAACCCUUUUUGCACAGUACAUUAUUUUGUAAGACAGUGAGCACAACUUAUACAAAAAAUUUUAUGCGAA